UACUGCACUCUGGGUGUGGUCUUUCAACUCGAUUUUGAGGGGAAAUCAUUAUUUCCCAAACUCUGAAAACAUUACAGGCGUAUUUCCCAAAUGAUUUGACGUUGAAAGAAGCGAAGAAGAACACUAUUUGGAAUGAUAACUAUACGGUCAACUGAUUUUCAUACGUAUAAUGGUCACGGACUUGUUUCAUCUCACUGACGACGUCAAACGUUUUGGUUCUUUGGAUUCAUUUUCAGCCUUUCCUUAUGAAAAUAAUAUGUCAAUGUUUAGAAAAUAUUGUAGAAAACCAGGUCAACCUCUUCAACAGUUUUUUAAUAGAAUGGCAGAGAAACGAAUCCAUGAUAAUGCCUUUUUGGAAUUGUACAUCGAUUGACAAUGUUUGAGAGAAUCAGUUGGAAACGUUGCAAUACAUAGUCGCUGCUAUUAUACAUACGAAGAUGUCCGAACGACCGAAGCGAGUUGCCUCGAAACCAUCACGACGUCGGAUGAGGCUCCUCGGAAGCGGAAAAAGGUCAACGCCCCAGCAAUCAGCGCUGAAGAUGUCCAGGAUGACGUCCAGGACAUAAGGAUGAGUCUUCAAAACAAUCCUAAUUAUUUUAAUAAUAAUAAUAACAAUAAUAACAAUAAUUAUUCAACAUAUUCAUCAUCGCACACAUACAUUCCACCAGACCAAAACAUUCAAUCACACAUCUCUCAAUCAAACAUUCAGUCACCCGUAGCCGUGCAAUCAAACACGAAUUUUCAAUUACACACUCAAUCGGACACGAACAAUCAAAUACAUAUGCGCACUGAAUCAUACAUAAACCUUCAAUCAAGCUCAUUAUCUCAUAACACUCACGCAUUACAAGCAACACAAUCACUCACACAAAACUCACAAUCUCAUAACACUCACGCAUUACCACCACUCACACAAAAUUAUGAUGCACCUCACGUCGAAAGGCUAAGCUACGCCGAUAAUAAUUUUGUGGAAUUGCAGAACCAACGUGGAAAUUCCAGGGAUGUAUCUUUUCGAAAUUGGGACAACGAUAUUGGAGGAGCGACGGCAUAUGAUUAUCCAUCAAUACCACAUUCAUCAUCGGCACAUCAUUUGACGCAAUUAGAAAAGCCGGACAAUCAACGAGUAAAUUCCACCAUGGAAAAAAUUUUGAGAUGCGUCCAGGAUCACCAUCGCGCACCACAUAAGCCGGUCAUCUUCCCUAUACCAAUCACUUCUAGACAUGGAUGCGUUUGAAGGAAGCAACGAGGAUAAUAUUCCAAUGCCAUAAAUUAUUUCCGACACAUUGGCGGCUUUAAUUUAAGAGAAGCUGUAAAUAUCUGCCUGAAGGAAAGUUUGAAGGAUGCCAUCGCACCGUCGUUUACAUGGUGGGGC
Messenger RNA from Ooceraea biroi (clonal raider ant), 1369 nucleotides. RefSeq names its product hybrid signal transduction histidine kinase A-like. The record is from RefSeq and is a predicted model, not a curated record. Lineage: Eukaryota; Metazoa; Arthropoda; Insecta; Hymenoptera; Formicidae.